Cladocopium goreaui is the source of this 981-nucleotide messenger RNA. The record is from the annotation of a GenBank genome assembly. NCBI's taxonomy places the organism in Eukaryota, Dinophyceae, Suessiales, Symbiodiniaceae.
AUGGAGAAAUAUGAAUACAGUGUCAUGCUAAAGAUCGCGGAGGUGAUGGCCAUUGGCAGCACCUAUAUCGUGGUCUCAGCAGGUCUGAUCACCUUCAACAAGUACCUGAUGAAAGAGGGCCGUUUUCCACACGCCGUGCAGCUUACCGCUAUGCAUAUGGCAACCACUAGCCUCCUCUCCAUGAUUUUGUGCUUGGCCAUUCCGUCGAUCUAUCCGUCCAUGCCGAAGGCCAUGGAGAAUUGGAAGCACCUUUCCAGGUUUAUGGUGCCGUUAGGCCUCCUUUUCUCCUUAGCCUUGUUCACCUCCAACCAGGCCUAUUUCUAUUCCUCGGUGGCCUUUUUGCAGUUCUGCAAGCAAGGCAACGUGGCGGUGAUUUUCCUGGGCGGCUGCAUGGUGGGACUGCAGAACUUCAGCUGGACAAAGUUGAUGGUUCUGGGCGUGGUGGCCUGUGGCUGCUCCAUGUGUGCCACUGGUGAGAUCAAAUUUGCCUUGCCAGGGCUCCUGUUGCAACUUCUUUCCCAGAUCGCGGAGUGCACCAAGAAUCUCAUUGGAGAAGUGGUGCUGACGGGUGCCGGCUUGAAAUUGGACGUGUUGACCUUUGUGGCGUUUCAAGCUCCAUUCUCCUUGCUGCCACUCUUAGCAGGAGCUUUCUGGCUGUGGACGCCUGAGGUGGCACAUGACUUCGGAGUCAUGUGGCAUGUUCUGUUGCUGAACGCCUGUCUGGCCUUUGCCCUGAACGUUCUCAUUGCCUUGACCCUGAAACGGCUCUCGGCCCUGUCCUUCGUUCUCAUUGGCUUAGCCAAGGACGUGACCAUCGUGAGCUCCUCCUCGGUGGUCUUUGGGGAUCCCAUUUCGCAUCAGCAGAUGGUGGGUUUUCUGGUGACCCUUUUUGGCAUGGCCCUCUGGAGCCACCUGAAGUUAACAGAGCAAGCCCAGAACGAGGAGAUUCCCAUCAUCAACAAGAAAGCGGAGAACGCCUGA